This is a messenger RNA of Helianthus annuus (common sunflower), 2420 nucleotides long. RefSeq names its product YTH domain-containing protein ECT4. The record is from RefSeq and is a predicted model, not a curated record. Gene Ontology annotation, biological process: mRNA destabilization. Gene Ontology annotation, cellular component: cytoplasm. Lineage: Eukaryota; Viridiplantae; Streptophyta; Magnoliopsida; Asterales; Asteraceae. The transcript is spliced from 9 exons. Bases 149 to 2047 code for a protein of 632 amino acids. Gene Ontology annotation, molecular function: mRNA binding.
UAAAAACCCCAAACUUAUUAUAGCCGCCGAAACUCUCUCUAUCUCUUUCACAACAUUAGGGUUUCUCUUUACCCCUUUCAAAACCCCCUUAUUUCUAGGGUUUAUAUCCAUUCUUCUUCAAGAUCCAAUCAUUCCACCGCCUCAGAUCAUGGCCGCCGUUGCUCCUCCUGCAGAUCAAGCUACUGAUUUGUUGAAAAAUUUAUCAUUGGAUUCUCAGUCCAAGACUUUGGAAGUUUCAGAGCCUGUUAAGAAGCCAUCUGUUGAGUCAGCUGACAAUGGGAAUGGUCAAAGUCAACCUGUUAAUCGGUCACUUACUCCUGUGAUUCCGGAUGUUAUGGAUCCAACUGUCGCUUAUUUUCCUAAUGGUUAUGCUUCUUCUGCGUAUUACUACGGAGGUUAUGAUGGGGCUGCUAAUGGCUGGGAGGAUUACUCGAGAUACGUAACCCCUGAUGGAGUUGAUGCGUCUCAUGGUGUUUAUGGAGACAACGGGUCAAUUAUGUAUCCCGGUUACGGUUACGCUCCAUACGGCCCAUAUUCUCCUGCCGGUUCACCUGUACCGACAUCCACCCAUGAUGGUCAACUCUACGGAGCCCAACAGUACCAAUACCCGAGCCCGUACUUCCAACCCAUGACCCAACUCACAGUUCCUCCUAAAAGUGAUAUCGCGAAAGCCACACCCACUGGUCAACCACCACUGACUGUGGACAAUGCCAAGAACGGGAUUCCCAGUUCCACUGUAAAGGGAAAUACCGGUCCCACUUCAGUCAGACCUGCAGCAUAUCAGAAUCCGGUUUUUAACCCCAGCAGGGGUACACAAACCGGGUUUCAGGAUCCAAGAGUCUACUCCUCGGUUCCGUGGUUAGACAGCCCCGAUUAUGCUAAUGGACAACUUAGAAACAAUAAUAGUUCUGUUCCGUUGACAAAUGUAAACGGUUUUUCGUCAAAGAAUCAAAAUGUUCGUCCUCAUUCUCAUCUUGCGAGUUCAAAACCGAUGUCCGGCACAAAUACAGCAAGCGGAUAUAUGAACAGAAUGUAUCCAAACAAGUUAUACGGGCAAUACGGGGGUGCGUACGGGUCGGGUUUGGGUUUUGGAGCUAGUCCGUACUGGUCACCAAACGGGAACAGUUGGUUAUCAUUUAACAACAGUUACAAACCUCGGGGAAGAGGCAACGGUUUUUUCAAUUACGGCAAUGAAAACAGUGAUGGACUGAACGAGCUAAACCGGGGCCCACGAGCCCGAGUCGUCAAAAACCAAAAAGACCCAAUUCGAGUCACCGUGACCAUCAAAGGGCAAGAUGGUAAUUUGUUAAAUACCGAUGUUGAGAAAGAUAAGACGUGUAUGGCUCCAGACAGAGACCAAUACAAUCUACAAGAGUUUCCCGAAACCUAUACAGAUGCUAAGUUUUUUAUUAUUAAAUCGUAUAGUGAAGAUGAUGUUCAUAAAAGUAUAAAGUAUAACGUUUGGUCUAGUACACAAAACGGAAAUAAGAAACUCGAUGCUGCAUACCAAGAGGCCCAACAGAAGCCUGAAAAAUGCCCUGUCUUUCUUUUCUUUUCUGUCAAUACAAGCGGUCAAUUUGUUGGUGUUGCGGAAAUGGUGGGCCCAGUUGAUUUUAACAAAAGCCUGGAGUAUUGGCAACAAGACAAGUGGGUCGGUUAUUUUCCCGUUAAGUGGCAUAUCGUUAAAGAUGUGCCGAACAGUUUGUUGAAGCAUAUUAUACUUGAAUACAAUGAGAAUAAGCCUGUAACCAAUAGCAGGGACACCCAAGAGGUGAAACUAGAGCAGGGGCUGCAGGUGAUCAAAAUAUUCAAAGAUCAUUCUAGCAAGCAAUGCAUAUUGGAUGAUUUUGAGUUUUACGAAGAACGACAAAAGAGAAUUCAAGAGAAGAAGGCAAAACAACAGUUUCAGAAACAAGCAUGGGAAGAAAAGGCGAGCAUGGUCGAGAAGAACAAAGCAGAGAUAAUCGCCACAGAUUUGGUCAAAGAAGAGGUCAAACCUACUGAGAAUGGGUCGGUCGUUGAAAACGGAGGGACAGUUGGCUGUUAAAUGUGCGAAAUACGGGUGGAUCUAUGAUAUUUUAGAAGUUUGGGUGGAGAAGGGGGUGUAAAAUAGGAGGGCUCGCAAUCCGGAGCUUCUCAGUAUGUAGUCUUUUAGCUAUUCUAAAGGGUUUUUCAUACCUUUUCUGUUUUUGGUUUGAUGUUCUUUUCGUUGCGUUUGUCGCGUUUUUGUCUUUUUGAUGUUUAGUUAUUUUUGCUUGUUUGAUUAAGGAUAAGGAGUAGGUUUAGUUUAAUCCUGCCUUGUAAAUCUGGUAUGAUAGGACAGUUAAGAUUUUGUGGUUUGUUCUCUGGGACAAUUAGCUAGAAGUGCAGGGUGGGAUGUUGGACAUUGCAAUACAAAUUUUCAGUUGAAGUUUUGCACU